UCUGUAUCGUGUAGUAAUGCCUACUUUAAGAAUUUCGCGCGAAAACAGACGCAUUUUCUUCGCGCCGGUGGUAGUGAGAUCUUUCUAGCGUGCGAGGUCAUAAUAACGCUAUGGGAAUACACGGGCUUGCAAAGUUGAUUGCAGACCAUGCAGCCGCAGCCAUCAAAGAACAAGACAUCAAAAGCUUCUUUGGGCGAAAGAUUGCUAUUGAUGCAUCGAUGUGUAUCUACCAGUUUCUUAUCGCGGUCAGACAAGACGGCAAUGUUCUACAGAACGAUGAUGGAGAGACCACAAGCCAUCUUGUGGGCCUGUUCUAUCGGACCAUCCGCAUGCUGGAUAAUGGAAUUAAACCUGUCUAUGUGUUUGAUGGCAAACCCCCACAGCUGAAAUCUGGAGAGCUGGAAAAGAGAACGGAGAGGAGAGCAGAAGCUGAGAAACAACUUGCCCAGGCCCAGGAGGCAGGUGAGCAGGAGAACAUUGACAAGUUCACCAAGCGUCUUGUGAAAGUCACAAAGCAGCACAAUGACGAAUGCAAGAAGCUGCUCUCGCUAAUGGGAGUCCCUUAUGUUGAAGCUCCCUGUGAGGCGGAGGCCAGCUGUGCUGCCCUGGUAAAGGCUGGGAAGGUGUUCGCCACGGCAACAGAGGAUAUGGACGGAUUGACGUUCGGAACCAACGUCUUGCUGAGGCAUCUCACAGCCAGCGAGGCAAAGAAACUACCCAUUCAGGAAUUUCAUUUCAGUCGCAUUCUACAAGAAAUUGGGCUUUCACAUGAACAGUUUAUAGACUUGUGUAUCUUACUGGGCUGUGACUACUGUGGGACCAUCAAGGGUGUUGGACCUAAGAGGGCAAUUGACCUGAUCAAACAACAUGGCAGCAUUGAGGAGAUUCUGGAGAAUAUUGACCUCAAGAAAUACCCGCCACCCGAAGACUGGCUGUACAAGGAGGCCCGCAGGCUCUUUCUGGAACCAGAGGUGGUGGACUCUUCCACCGUGGACCUCAAGUGGAACGAGCCAGACGAGGAAGGACUCAUCAAGUUCAUGUGUAACGAGAAACAGUUUAAUGAGGAACGCAUACGUAACGGCUGCAAGAAGAUCAUGAAGAGUCGCCAGGGAAGCACUCAGGGACGUCUGGAUACCUUCUUCACAGUGACAGGCUCACUGUCCUCCAAACGCAAGGAGCCACAACUGAAUGGCUCAGCCAAGAAGAAGCAGAAGACUGGAGCAACACCUGGUAAAUUUAAGAAGGGCAAAUAAAAGGGUCAAGAAGGCAGGAGGACAAAUCAUUGGAGUACAUUCUUCUAUUCCUUUUUUCUGAAUUCCGUUUCACUCUUUCUUUAUGAUUCAAAGCAAUACUGGCUGCAAUAGCCUUUUAAUGAACUUGUGUUGACAAAUGUUUUAAUAAAUAGUUUUGUGUGUGUGUACCUUGAAUAAAGUUUGAGCGCGUA
Messenger RNA from Alosa alosa (allis shad), 1444 nucleotides. It is a transcript of the gene fen1, whose product is annotated as flap structure-specific endonuclease 1. The transcript has 12 exons. Gene Ontology annotation, molecular function: DNA binding; 5'-3' exonuclease activity; magnesium ion binding. Gene Ontology annotation, cellular component: nucleus. Lineage: Eukaryota; Metazoa; Chordata; Actinopteri; Clupeiformes; Clupeidae. The coding region runs from base 111 to 1253 and encodes 380 amino acids. The record is from RefSeq and is a predicted model, not a curated record.